GCUGGAGGCGGCCACCGAGCUCCCCCGCAAACCAAGCGCUUUUAAAGCUGCGGAACUUGACAGCUCGGCUGGCAUCGGCCACAGCCCUGGCGCCCGCUGUUCCCGCGCUCUCGGCUUGCGAGCGGGUUCCAGGUGCGGUCGAGGCAGGUCCGCUCGGCUUGCGGGCUCCACGGCGGGACGCGCUCUAUGCGAUCGCUCAGCAUGUCGGGGCACUUUCUGCUCGCGCCCAUUCCGGAGUCGUCCUCCGACUACCUCCUACCCAAAGACAUCAAGCUAGCGGUGUUGGGAGCCGGGCGUGUAGGCAAGAGCGCAAUGAUUGUACGCUUCCUGACCAAGAGAUUCAUUGGCGACUAUGAGCCGAAUACAGGCAAAUUGUAUUCACGACUCGUCUAUGUGGAGGGAGACCAGCUAUCCCUGCAGAUCCAGGACACUCCUGGGGGCAUCCAGGCCCAAGACAACCUCAGCCAGGCCAUGGAUUCUCUAUCCAAGUGCAUGCAGUGGGCCGAGGGCUUUCUGCUUGUCUACUCCAUCACAGACUAUGACAGCUACCAGUUCAUCCGGCCCCUUUAUCAGCACAUCCGGAAGGUCCAUCCUGACUCUAAAGCCCCUGUCAUCAUUGUGGGCAAUAAAGGGGACCUUCUGCAUGCCCGGCAGGUACAAACGCAUGAUGGUAUUCAGCUAGCCAACGAGCUGGGCAGCCUAUUCCUUGAAAUUUCCACUAGUGAAAACUAUGAAGACGUCUGUGAUGUGUUUCAGCAUCUUUGCAAAGAAGUGAGCAAGCUGCACAGCCUCAGUGGGGAGCGGAGAAGGGCCUCCAUCAUCCCCCGGCCACGCUCUCCCAACAUGCAGGACCUGAAGAGACGCUUCAAGCAGGCUCUGUCUUCCAAAGUAAAAGCCCCCUCCACCUUGGGGUGAACCAUCUCAGACAGACUGAUGUCCUUUUUAUGCUGCAUUCAUGCAGCUGCAAAGACUGGGCCUCUCCCUUUUUAAUCACAUUUUCAGAGUUUAUUUUUAUAAAAACUUUAUUGGUUUCCAAGUGUAUGUGUGUUACUAAAAAUUCAAACUGAAUGCCUAGAAGUUGGGUAGAUUUUUUUUUUAAUAAAAGAUUUUUUUAUUGUAACUGCAGCCACUUUUCCAUUAAAGGCAAAAUGGCAACAUUG
Sciurus carolinensis (gray squirrel) is the source of this 1160-nucleotide messenger RNA. RefSeq names its product RAS like family 11 member A (gene Rasl11a). Gene Ontology annotation, molecular function: GTPase activity; GTP binding. Lineage: Eukaryota; Metazoa; Chordata; Mammalia; Rodentia; Sciuridae. The transcript is spliced from 4 exons. The record is from RefSeq and is a predicted model, not a curated record. The coding region runs from base 187 to 915 and encodes 242 amino acids.